CAAAAGUUAUCUCUAUGUUAGUGUUGCAGAGAGACCCUUAUUUUCUUAUCAGUGUUGAUAUUAAUAUCGAAUAAUUGGAUAAAAGGGGAAAAGAAAUGUGAAGUUCAGGGUGCAUCUGCAAUUAACCCCUGCGUGCAUGCCUCUCAUCUAUAUGUACAUACAUGCGUUGGUAAACGAUAUCAAAGUGUGGAGACACCCUACGGAGAUGGAGAGAAAUGUGACGGUUAAGAGAAAGGGAUGCAUCAAGCUCACCAAAGGAGAUUGGGUAGUGAGAAGGAAAGGCAAAGGUGGUGUAAUAUCGAUAUCGAGGCGUCGACCGUCGGACAGGGAAAGGGAGGCCAACAGGCUCCGGGAGCAGCGUCGCCGGAGGAUCGCCAACAAAAUUUACUCCGGGCUCCGUGCGCAAGGAGGGUUUCGCCUCCCGAAGCACCCGGACCGAAAUGACAUCCUCAUUGCUCUAUGUGAGCAGGCAGGGUAUCAGGUUGAAGAAGAUGGCUCUGUCUCUCGCAAGAUAGAUCCCGGCUUAAGUUUUUAUUAGCACUUUUACCCUGAGAUAGGUUCACUAAUUUCAUUCAGGGAAAUGUCCGCUAAAUUUAACCCAGGGUUCUAUCUGGAACAACGAAACUACAGGAGUUGUAAGUUCCAAAAAGCAAUGCUGCAGGGUCUAUGUGCAAUUAACCCUAUUUUUAUGGUCUUAUAGAGAUCUCAAAGACGCAGCUUUUCUUUUUCUGGGAACAGAAGUUGAACUCCUUUGAAGAAACAAGCGAGAAUGGAGACAAGAGAAGCUUGAAGGAGGCUUCACUGAGCUAUGAGAUAGAAGUGCAACCAGAGUUGGAAGAAGAGCAGCUUUCACUUGAUUUAACUCUAUCAUAUAAAUAUAUGUAAGAGAUAAAUAAGAUGAAAGUUCCUCAUUUCUAUAACAUAGUUCAAUGAUAACUUGUUAGCUCUGAAGCAAUUUGAUAUGUGCUCUGUACGAAACAAUAUGAUCUUGACUUGAGUCAGUAAUGAAUUUGGAAAAUUUAAGAUAGUAAUUGUGUGAAUACUGUGUUUAUUCAAAAACUCGAACGCUACACCUCAUCAACAGAAAAA
Asparagus officinalis (garden asparagus) is the source of this 1089-nucleotide messenger RNA. Its product is annotated as protein BRASSINAZOLE-RESISTANT 2-like. Gene Ontology annotation, biological process: DNA-templated transcription; brassinosteroid mediated signaling pathway. The coding region runs from base 137 to 538 and encodes 133 amino acids. The transcript is spliced from 2 exons. Gene Ontology annotation, molecular function: DNA-binding transcription factor activity. The record is from RefSeq and is a predicted model, not a curated record. NCBI's taxonomy places the organism in Eukaryota, Viridiplantae, Streptophyta, Magnoliopsida, Asparagales, Asparagaceae.